AUUAGGACCAUUCGAUGGUUGGACCGGUGUUUAGCUGCUAAUCAGCGCCCAACAGAACAGAAUCUGUUCCCCAUUGUUCAGGGUGGUUUGCAUGAAGAUCUCAGGACUAUCUGUGUGCAGGAGCUGCUCAAGAGAGAUGUAUCUGGUUAUGCAAUUGGUGGCCUCAGUGGAGGGGAAUCAAAGGACCGAUUCUGGAAGAUAGUUCACCAUUGCACAAAUCUACUUCCGAAAGAGAAGCCUCGCUACCUGAUGGGAGUUGGUGUUGCUGUUGAUCUCAUUGUGUGCUCUGCUCUGGGAGUAGACAUGUUUGAUUGCGUAUUUCCAACACGGACUGCUAGGUUUGGCUGUGCCCUCAUUGAAUCAGGGCAACUGAACUUGAAGAAUAUCAUGUAUGCCAAAGAUUUCUCACCUUUGGAUCCUGAGUGCAACUGUAGCACCUGUAGGAACCAUACCAGGGCAUACCUCCAUUCCAUUGCCACAGAUGAAUCAGUUUCUUCACAUCUCCUUUCCACCCAUAACAUCGCUUUUCAGGUAAGACUCUUCUCUAUCUUUGUGCACAGUGACAUGGAGAACAUCUAUUGGCUGUAUUUGCAGAUGAAGUUGAUGAGAAAUAUCCAAGAAAAUAUAUCAGCUGGUACCUUUCCUGAAUAUGUAAUGUCAUUUAUGCGAAAGAAUUGGCCUCUGAGAAAUUAUCCUCAGUGGGCUGUAGAUGCCCUGAAAGCAGUCAACAUUGACGUGGAGUGA
Molecule: messenger RNA, 744 nt
Organism: Darwinula stevensoni
Lineage: Eukaryota; Metazoa; Arthropoda; Ostracoda; Podocopida; Darwinulidae
Source: the annotation of a GenBank genome assembly